Molecule: messenger RNA, 1662 nt
Organism: Nicotiana tabacum (common tobacco)
Lineage: Eukaryota; Viridiplantae; Streptophyta; Magnoliopsida; Solanales; Solanaceae
Source: RefSeq, a predicted model, not a curated record
AAUUUUCGAAUGUGGGGUUUUUAAUAUAAUCCCCCCCUUUUGGAUCUUGUGUUCAGAGCAGUAGAGUUCACCAUUUUAUAAGCUGAAAGAUCCCCUCACUAUGCAUUGAGAAUGGACAGUGUUUCUUUAAGAGCUAUUCGAAGACCAGACCGUAACCAUCUUCAAUCUAGAGAUGGUAAGGAAGAUUUCCUUGCAAGUGGGAAGUUAUACCACGACUCCCCAAUGAGGAUUAUAUGGAAAAGGGGCUUCAUUCGGUUGGUUCUUGUGGCCGGAAUUAUUUGGGGGAUGCUCAUUCUAACCGCAUUGUUAUUUCAUGCUUGGUCUUGCCAGUCUUCUAUUGCUUUCUUUUCAGCCCUUUGUAACAAAAGCAGUAAAAUAUAUGAAGUUAUUCAGAGUAUGGGACUUGUGACACCUCCACAUCGUUGUCAUAUUCCUGUAGCAGAUGAUCCAAAUGAGAUUGUUAUUCCUAAAAGGAGAUCUCCGGAAAAGUAUGUGCAAUCUCUUUCUUACUUUAUGGAGGAUGUGACAGCAACCAACGGAUCUCAGUCGUCGCCUCUGUUUGGAGGAAAUAUAACAUGGAAACAGAGAGAUGAGAGCUUUAAAGUAAAACCAAACAUGAAGGUGCACUGUGGCUUUAUACGAAAUGGUGGUGCAGAAAUGGCUCAGAAAGACAUCAAAUAUGUCAAGAAGUGCCGGUUUGUUGUUGCCUCUGGUAUUUUUGAUGGAUAUGAUACACCUCACCAGCCGUCAAAUAUAAGUGCACGUUCUCAGAAGCUCUUUUGCUUUCUUAUGGUUGUCGAUGAAGUAUCCCUUGAGUUCAUCAAGAAAAAUGUUACGGUUAGAGAGGACAAUGAAGGGGGAGAAUGGGUUGGUAUUUGGCGCUUGAUUCUAUUGAAGCAUCCUCCGUAUGAUGAGCCUAGAAGGAAUGGAAAAGUUCCCNUUUUUCCUUUUGAUUCCAGAUACUUGUGGCGUGAGAAGAAUACGUUUGCAAUUGCUCAGCACAAGCAUCACCGCAAUGUGUACGAAGAGGCUGAUGCAAACAAAAGGAGAAAGCGAUAUGCUCGUCCUCUGAUUGAUCUUCAUAUGAAGAUAUAUCGCUACGAGGGAAUGGAACCAUGGAAUCCAAAGAAAAGCACUCCUAGUGAUGUUCCAGAAGGAGCCGUUAUCAUACGAGAACAUACUGCGCUGAGUAAUUUGUUUAGUUGCUUGUGGUUCAAUGAAGUUCACCUCUUCACACCGAGAGAUCAGCUGAGCUUUGGGUAUGUUGUCUAUAGGUUAGGAGGCUUGUUCAAAUUUUUCAUGUUUCCUAAUUGUGAGUAUAACUCCGUCUUUAUUUUGCACAAUCAUACCCGCGAACAUUCAUCCAAAGUAGAGUGGGUAAAAUCUUUGGAUGAAUUUAAGAAGAAAACUGGUUUGAAAGAGAGUAGGGGAGGAUUAGGGUUGUGGACUCCUUAUCCGGGGAAUCUGGAUUCGGUUGUAUUACCAUCUGUAAAGAGAACUUCAAAAGCUGGAUGAGAAUGGAGUUAUAUUUCUAUUUCACAUUUUUGGUUUUGGCAACUUCUUGGGAGUUAGUAGUGUUGCCUGCCCACCCAAUUAUGAAGAACAAUGUAAUGCAUUGUAUUAUCCUUCAUCAGUUUUGAGGCUUUCUUUGGAGUUCCUCGA